UCUCUCGCUUUGCUUUGCGCAGUUGUUCACAGAAACGACUUGGCGUUUCCACGCACGGAUUCACGCAUCCAAACACUCACACACGUCUCCAGGAAGUGAGUGUGUGUGUGCGAGAGAGAGAGAGAGAGAGAGAGAUCCGAGAAUCAUCACUCCAGAAUCCAUCUUUUUCUGCUAGAUUCUCACACCCUUACCUCACACAUUUCUCGUUUUUUUUUUAAUCCCUUCAAUCGAUUUUCACCAUUCUCUCUAAAUCGCUCGCUGGCUAUGGUGGUGGGUGCGUCUUCAUGUCACGCAUCUCCUUUAUGCGAUUGGCUAGCGGCGGCUUGCAUGCACAGCGGCGGAGAGCGAGAGGCUCAAUCCGUCUGUAGGAGUAGCAGCCACUCGGCUCGCCGGAGGAGACUGCUUAAGAAUUGCUCCGCCCAUGGAUCCUCCGGCGUUCAAGCUCUUGUCAGUUCUCCUAACAACAAUGCAUUGUCUUCCCUGUUCGAAUCGAAUAACACUUACUUGAAUCGAAAGCAGAGGAGAUUGAAUCGAGCAUCUACCUCUGGGCAAGUCUCUUUAGAGAUGGAGAAGGAAGCAAUAGUUAACAAGAAACUUCCGACGGAGCCACGCCGGGUAGUUGUGACAGGCAUGGGAGUUGAAACACCAUUAGGUCAUGAUCCACAUUCCUUUUAUGAGAAUCUGCUACAAGGCAUCAGUGGUAUAAGCCAAAUUGAGAAUUUUGACUGUUCUGCAUUUCCUACAAGAAUCGCUGGAGAGAUUAAAUCCUAUUCUACCGAAGGAUUGGUUGCUCCAAAACUUUCGAAAAGGAUGGACAAAUUCAUGCUCUAUCUUUUAACUGCUGGCAAGAAGGCGUUGGUUGAUGGUGGGGUAACUGAGGAUGUGAUGGCAGAGUUAGACAAAUCAAGAUGUGGAGUUUUGAUUGGCUCAGCAAUGGGAGGCAUGAAGGUCUUUUACGAUGCGCUUGAAGCUUUGAAAAUCUCUUACAAGAAGAUGAAUCCUUUUUGUGUACCUUUUGCGACGACAAACAUGGGUUCCGCUAUGCUUGCCUUGGAUCUGGGAUGGAUGGGUCCAAACUACUCUAUUUCAACUGCAUGUGCCACUGGCAACUUCUGUAUUCUGAAUGCGGCAAACCACAUUAUUAGAGGUGAAGCUGAUGUUAUGCUCUGCGGUGGCUCUGAUUCAGUCAUCAUUCCAAUAGGGUUGGGAGGUUUUGUUGCUUGCCGGGCUCUUUCAGAAAAGAAUGACGAUCCCACCAAAGCUUCUCGUCCUUGGGAUAGUAAUCGGGAUGGUUUCGUUAUGGGAGAGGGAGCUGGAGUUCUGCUUUUAGAAGAACUUGAGCAUGCCAAGAAAAGAGGAGCAACUAUCUAUGCAGAGUUCCUUGGUGGUAGUUUCACAUGUGAUGCAUACCAUAUAACCGAACCACGUCCUGAUGGUGCUGGUGUUAUUCUCUGUAUCGAGAAAGCGUUAGCUAAUGCCGGGAUUUCUAAGGAAGACAUAAAUUACAUAAAUGCUCAUGCUACCUCUACACCAGCUGGAGACCUUAAGGAAUACAACGCUCUUGCUCACUGUUUUGGCCAAAAUCCUGAGCUAAGGGUAAACUCGACAAAAUCUAUGAUUGGACACUUGCUGGGAGCUUCUGGGGCCGUGGAGGCUGUUGCAACUGUUCAGGCAAUAAAGACAGGAUGGGUUCAUCCAAAUAUCAACCUCGAGAAUCCAGACAAAGCCGUGAAUACAAAGCUGCUGGUGGGUCUUAAGAAAGAGAGACUGGAUAUUAAAGCAGCCUUGUCAAAUUCUUUCGGGUUUGGUGGCCAGAACUCUAGCAUCAUUUUCGCUCCUUACAAAUGAAAGGCGAAAAGUCCAAAACUGUGUACUCCAACUUCAUCUUUGUAACUUGCUGUAAGUGUGUGUACAAGAACUUCCCAUGUUUUUGGUCGUGUUACGAUUCAGGAUGCGAUUAACUUCAACAAAGAGUUCAAGCAAAGUUUCUUCAGACAGUCAAAAAAAAAAAAAUAGGAAUGGUAUGGGACCGGAGAAGAAAGUGCUGGGUUUGGGUUUGUAAUGAGCAAUCGACUGUUCUUUAUGUAUGAUAUCUAUUAUGCGUCAUUUUGGGUUGUUAAUAUUGAAAUCUUGAGCUACAUUUCUCGUCUUUUUUUUUCCUUUUUUUUUCUAAGAAAGCUGUAACCAAACAUUCAACAAAUUAAGCCAAUACCUCACCUCGGUUUUAGUUUU
Molecule: messenger RNA, 2232 nt
Organism: Eutrema salsugineum
Lineage: Eukaryota; Viridiplantae; Streptophyta; Magnoliopsida; Brassicales; Brassicaceae
Product: 3-oxoacyl-[acyl-carrier-protein] synthase II, chloroplastic
Exons: 14
Coding region: 265-1848 (527 amino acids)
Biological process (GO): fatty acid biosynthetic process
Cellular component (GO): chloroplast stroma
Molecular function (GO): 3-oxoacyl-[acyl-carrier-protein] synthase activity
Source: RefSeq, a predicted model, not a curated record